AUGCCCGGAUCUAUAUUUCUUCCCCCAUCGGGCGGAAGUGUCGCCAAGCCUACUGCUACUUUCACUGGCGAGGUCUUUGUGGAUCUCGUUCACAAGGGAACCGACGCCGGAGUCGGCAAUGUUACUUUUACACCAUGUGCCAGAUCUCAUUGGCACACGCAUGAAGGAGGUCAAUUAAUCAAAGUCGUUUCUGGUUCUGGAUGGAUAUGCGACAAAGGAGGGGAAGCACGUCGAAUCAAGGCCGGCGACACGAUUUGGGCCGAGCCGGGCACUACACAUUGGCACGGAGCAGAUGAUGGCAGUAUCCUGACACACUUUGUCGUCGGCAUCGGAGCCACCACUUGGCUUGAACCUGUUACAGACGAGGAGUACCAUAAGAGGGAGAAGGAGUAG
Clonostachys rhizophaga is the source of this 393-nucleotide messenger RNA. The record is from the annotation of a GenBank genome assembly. NCBI's taxonomy places the organism in Eukaryota, Fungi, Ascomycota, Sordariomycetes, Hypocreales, Bionectriaceae.